AUGAAUGAUAAUGUGAAUCAAGGAAAAAUUCAACAUCAAGUAAUUUCAUCAAAGGCGUUAAUGAUCAUUGGCAUUGGAUUAUUAACUUUGGCAAUUAUUUUUGUUGAAUGUCAAUGGCUAAGAGCAUUAGAAUCAUUGAAAAAUCGUAUUUUAAUGAAUUGUGAAAGUAGUUCUACAACUGCGUGUUUUGGAAAUGCGAAAAAAUUCGAGAGUAUUUGUCAAUGGUACUUUUUAAACUAUACAUCAAGUUCGUGGGAAAACAUUUGGUUUACAAAUAUUGAAGAAUUUCAAUAUAAUGUUUGUGAAAGAAUAGCAGAUGCAAAAAAUUUAAAUAAAACGGUGCUAGCCGUUGAACGAUUAAUGGAAUUGCAAAAAUUUGGAAGAAAUCGCACUCAAAGUGAUAAACAACACGCUGAUGAGCUUCUAUCGAAAAUGUUUUAUCGACAGGAAUGUAUCAAUCCAUUAACAAAAGUAUCUUUUCAAGAAGUAGAAGUGUCACAAGUCAUUGAACCACUCAUUGGUUUACUACGAGAUCCUUUAACGAUAUGUAAUCGUAUUAAUUCAUUAUCUGCCUCUGAUUAUGAAGGCGCAGCACUUCAGUCAAAACGAUUUUUCUUAUUAUCAGUGGCAGCUCCAUUUUAUAUUCAUUCAUCACAACAAAAUCAUAGGGGCAAUUUACAAAUCAAUAUUCAGUCAAAUAAACGCAAUACGAAUGUACUUCCUUGGAUGUAUCAAAGAUCGAAAUUAAAUUUGUUAGACACGGAGUUAGAUAUAGAUACGAGAAAUGGACAGAACAUUCUAAUUGAUUUGGGAAGUUCCUAUUUUGGAAAUUGGGGUAGUGAUUCCAGUGCUGCUGCAGGACGUUGGUUUUAUGAACAUUACAAGCAUUUUGGUGUUAAAUUUGAUCGUAUUAUUGCUUAUGAGCAUGCUCCAUUAGAUCCCAAAACUGCUUGGAAUCAGUUACCUGACGAUGUAUUUCCUGUUUAUAGUCUAAUUAAUGUUGGUUGCGCAACAAGUGGAAAAUUCAAUCCAUGGGUAAUGUUGAAAGCACUAGCUAAACCACAUGACCAUGUUGUUAUUAAGCUAGAUAUUGAUACUCCAGCAAUUGAGAUUCCUCUAAUGGAUCAACUUCUAAAUGAUUCAUCCAUUAAUUCCUUAAUAGAUGAAGUAUUCUUUGAACAUCAUAUAUCUGUGAGAGAAAUGAAACAAUAUUGGGGAAAUCCACCAGGAAAUUUAAAAGAUUCGUACGUUUUGUUUACGAAAUUGCGACAACUUGGAAUUCGUAUGCAUUCAUGGCCAUGA
This is a messenger RNA of Rotaria sordida, 1302 nucleotides long. Lineage: Eukaryota; Metazoa; Rotifera; Eurotatoria; Philodinida; Philodinidae. The record is from the annotation of a GenBank genome assembly.